Molecule: messenger RNA, 621 nt
Organism: Acaulospora colombiana
Lineage: Eukaryota; Fungi; Glomeromycota; Glomeromycetes; Diversisporales; Acaulosporaceae
Source: the annotation of a GenBank genome assembly
AUGAGCUUUUCCAAAAGACUUUCGUCAUUUCUGAAUAAGCACGUAAAACGUUCAGGGAAUAAGGUGAAGACGAGAGAUGCAGAUUCAACAAUACGAUACAAUGGCGAAUUAAAAAACAUCGUCCUUCCCACGGAUGAACUUUCCCUAUUUAACAAUGAUUCCUUAUUCGUUCCCCCGAAAGAACAAACCCUUACUAGCCCUAAAAAAGCAAACGACUCAAUACCAAAGUGUCCAAAAUGCAAUGGAGAUCUCAGUAGCUGGGAUUAUAAGAACGGCAUCCUUUCCAAUUUCUGGUGUAACGCUUGCGAAUCCAAAGAACUGCAGAAAAAUUUCUCCAAUUGGACUAGCGAUGAUCCGAAUAUUGAUAAGUUGAUCCAGGAAUCUCAAUUAAAUAUUGGUUAUAAUAUGAGCUACCUCGAGUGGAUCCCCUACGAACAGAUCCGAGAUAUGAAAGAAAUAGGAAAAGGUGGUCACGCCACUGUCUACUCGGCUACGUGGGUAGAUGGUCCAAGAGGACAAUGGAAUGAAGAAAAGAAAUCAUGGGACCGAUGCGGGGAACGUAAAGUCGCUGUAAAGGUGUUCCACGAUUCGGCAAAUAUUAAUCCGGAAUUCUUAAAUGAG